Cucurbita pepo subsp. pepo (vegetable marrow) is the source of this 486-nucleotide messenger RNA. RefSeq lists its product as uncharacterized. The record is from RefSeq and is a predicted model, not a curated record. Lineage: Eukaryota; Viridiplantae; Streptophyta; Magnoliopsida; Cucurbitales; Cucurbitaceae.
AUGGGGUGUUUUUCUGCUUGUUUCUCUUUGAAUUCAACUCAAGCAGCUAAGCUUCUAGACAGUGAUGGAGGUCUGAUCGAAAAGGUUAGGCUUCCGGUGAAAGCAGCGGAGCUGAUGCUGGAGAGGCCUGGCUAUGUCAUCUCUUCGGUUGACGUGCUCCGGCGGACUCGCCGGAUUUCGGCCUUGAAAGCCGAUGAUGAGCUUGUGGGUGGUAAAAUAUAUGUGCUGGUGGCUUUAGGGAGAAUUGGGUCCAAAGUUUCAGUGGUGGAAUUGGAGAAUUUGGAGUUGGGCUGCAAGAAUAAAGGGAAGAAGAUUGGUUCGAAGGUGCUGCCCGCGGCGGCGGAGGAAGGAAAGAAAGAGGAUAUCGGAAGUGGAAUUAGUGGUUCUGAUCAAUUGAGUUGUGGUCGUGGGAAUUGUAAGCGAUGGAAUCCCAAUUUGGAAUCGAUUUCUGAGGACUUUUGCCAUUCUUUUAGAGAGUUACAUUAG